Messenger RNA from Spea bombifrons (plains spadefoot toad), 4747 nucleotides. It is a transcript of the gene PIK3R4, whose product is annotated as phosphoinositide-3-kinase regulatory subunit 4. Gene Ontology annotation, molecular function: ATP binding; protein serine/threonine kinase activity; protein binding. The record is from RefSeq and is a predicted model, not a curated record. Gene Ontology annotation, biological process: late endosome to vacuole transport; protein targeting to vacuole; macroautophagy. The transcript is spliced from 19 exons. The coding region runs from base 200 to 4279 and encodes 1359 amino acids. Gene Ontology annotation, cellular component: nucleus-vacuole junction; phosphatidylinositol 3-kinase complex, class III, type II; phosphatidylinositol 3-kinase complex, class III, type I. NCBI's taxonomy places the organism in Eukaryota, Metazoa, Chordata, Amphibia, Anura, Pelobatidae.
GAAGAUCUGCUGUCUGAAGAGCCGCAUACAUAACAUACAUUACAUACAUGCUUACAUUUAUACAUACAUUUAUGCGUUUUCACGCGAAUGCUUUAGGCGCUGCUUACGCGUACAUAUGAAGUGCCCAUGCCGAUGACUACAUAGCCGGUUUCCUGGUUUCUGAGUCGCAUACCCUUUGAGCCCAGGCAGGGUGCAAGUCAUGGGGAACCAGCUCGCGGGGAUAGCCCCUUCCCAGAUCCUCUCUGUGGACAGCUAUUUCUCGGACAUUCAUGACUUUGAAUAUGACAAGAGCCUGGGCAGUACGCGGUUCUUUAAGGUUGCCCGAGCCAAGCACCGGGAAGGCCUAGUGGUGGUGAAGGUCUUUGCCAUACAGGACCCAUCUCUGCCCCUCACCAACUAUAAACAGGAGCUGGAAGAGCUGAAGAUCCGGCUGUGCUCUUCCCAAAACUGUCUCCCUUUCCAAAAGUUCACCCUCAACGAGAAGGCAGCCAUGCUGUUCAGACAAUAUGUCAGAGACAACCUUUAUGACAGGAUCAGCACCCGUCCCUUCCUGAACAACAUUGAGAAGCGAUGGAUUGCCUUUCAGAUCCUGACUGCUGUGGACCAGGCACACAAGUCUGGGGUCAGGCAUGGGGACAUCAAAACAGAGAAUGUCAUGGUGACCAGCUGGAACUGGGUCCUCCUGACAGACUUUGCCAGCUUCAAGCCCACCUAUCUACCAGAAGACAAUCCUGCGGACUUCAAUUAUUUCUUUGACACCUCCAGGAGGAGAACCUGUUACAUCGCCCCAGAGAGGUUUGUUGACGGCACCACCUUCUCCACAGAACUUGAGUCCAUUAAAGAUCCAUCUACGCCUUUGGUGGAUCUUACAAACAACAACCAAAGAACAAGAGGGGAUCUUAAGCGAGCAAUGGAUAUCUUCUCAGCAGGCUGUGUUAUAGCAGAACUGUUCACAGAAGGGGUGCCGUUGUUUGACCUGUCUCAGCUGUUGGCCUACAAAAAGGGGCAAUUCUCACCCGAUCAGGUGUUGAGCAAAAUUGAAGACAGCUCUAUCCGGCAAUUGGUCACACAAAUGAUCCGCCGUGAACCGGAGAAAAGAUUAGCAGCGGAAGAUUAUUUAAAACAACAGCGAGGGAAUGCCUUCCCUGACAUCUUUUACACAUUUUUACAGCCGUACAUGGCCCAGUUCGCGAAAGAAACGUUCCACUCUGCCGAUGAACGCAUCCUUGUUAUCCGCAAAGAUCUAGACAACAUCAUCCACAACCUCUGUGGCGAUGAUCAAAGCGAGAAGUCCGAGGGUGAAACCAAGGAACACGGGCUGCUCAUCUUGGUCUCUGUGAUUACGUCCUGUUUGCAGACAUUGAAGUACUGCGAUUCGAAGCUGGCUGCCCUGGAACUUAUCUUACAUCUGGCUCCGCGCUUGAGCGUUGAGGUCUUACUGGACCGUAUCACCCCGUACCUUUUACAUUUUAGCAAUGACUCUGUUCCUAGAGUGAAGGCUGAAGCUGUGAGAACGUUGACAAAGGUUCUUGCCCUCGUGAAGGAAGUUCCUCGAAAUGACAUUAACAUUUAUCCAGAGUACAUAUUGCCAGGCAUAGCGCAUUUGGCACAAGACGAAGCGACUAUUGUCAGACUUGCUUAUGCAGAGAAUAUUGCUCUUCUGGCUGAAACUGCCCUAAGGUUUUUGGAACUGGUGCAGCUGAAGAACCUAAACAUGGAGAAUGAUCCAAACAGUGAAGAACUAGAAGAAGUGUCACACCCCAGUGAGAAUUAUGACACAGAGUUGCAGGCUUUGCAUGAAAUGGUCCAGCAAAAGGUGGUGACAUUGCUGAGUGACCCGGAGAAUAUUGUCAAGCAGACUUUGAUGGAGAAUGGAAUAACAAGGCUCUGUGUCUUUUUUGGUCGGCAAAAAGCUAACGACGUCCUCCUUUCUCACAUGAUCACAUUUCUGAAUGAUAAGAAUGACUGGCACCUCCGUGGCGCUUUCUUUGACAGCAUUGUUGGUGUAGCCGCGUACGUUGGGUGGCAAAGCUCCUCGAUCUUAAAACCCCUUCUCCAGCAGGGCCUGAGCGAUGUCGAAGAGUUUGUCAUCUUUAAAGCUCUCAAUGCUCUGACCUGCAUGAGCCAAUUGGGUCUGCUUCAAAAGCCACAUGUCUAUGAAUUUUCUUGUGACAUUGCACCCUUUUUAUGCCACCCCAAUCUGUGGAUACGGUAUGGUGCUGUUGGAUUUAUCACUACAGUAGCCCAGCAGUUAAACAUAGCAGACGUAUACUGUAAGCUAAUGCCCUACCUCCAUCCAUUCAUCACCCAGCCAAUUAUACAGAUAGACAAGGAGAUAGUUCUGCUGAGUGUGCUGAAGGAACCAGUAAGCCGCUCCAUAUUUGAUUAUGCUCUGAGAUCAAAGGACAUCGCAAGCCUCUUUAGACAUCUCCAGAUGCGCCAGAAGAAGAGAAACGGUUCUCUGCUCGAGUGUCCUCCUCCCGAUGAUCCAGCAAUCGCUCAGCUCUUAAAGAAGCUCUUGUCUCAGGGGAUGACAGAAGAUGAAGAAGACAAGCUUUUAGCACUAAAAGACUUCAUGUUAAAGUCGAACAAGGCCAAGGCGAACAUAGCAGAUCAAAGCCAUGCACAUGAAAGUUCUAUAAAAGGGCUGAUUGAUCUGCAAGCUUUGGGCCUCAGCGGAAGGCAAGCUGAUCUUGUUAAACCAAAACUGGAUACUGAAGACAAACGCACCCGGAAACAUGUAAAACAAGAUUCUAAUGUGAAUGAAGAGUGGAGGAGCAUGUUUGGGGCAAUGGAGCCAUCGAGCAUGAACCAGGCAGGCACAAGAACAUUGCCGUCCGAGCAGGAGUCUGGGAAGCCACUUCGAUCUGAGUCUUCUGCUGCUCUUUGCGUACCGUUGUCAUCCUCCCCACAGACUACCGAGGGGACAGGUAUCCAGUCAAGGAGACCAACCCUGCAGAUCCACACCAGCACAUCCUUGCCUUCAGCCUUCCAAAUACGCAUGACAACAUGUAAAAGUGAACUUCAGCACCUCGUCCAGCAGAAACGGGAGCAGUGCAAUGCAGAGAGACUCGCCAAACACAUGAUGGAGGCUGCCGAGUGGGAGAGUAAACCUCCGCCAACAGGAUGGCACCCUAAAGGCCUGCUAGUGGCUCAUCUACAUGAGCACAAGGGCCCUGUAAACAGAAUAAGAGUCUCAGACGAACAUUCCAUUUUUGCCACGUGCUCAAAUGAUGGGACAGUAAAGAUCUGGAACAGCCAGAAAAUGGAAGGAAAGACAACGACCACAAGAUCAGUAUUAACAUAUUCCCGUAUCGGGGGCCAUGUUAAGACAAUGACCUUUUGCCAAGCAUCGCAUUAUUUGGCUGUGGCUUCAGACAACGGCAACAUUCAGCUUCUUGCCAUUGAAGCUUCAAAGCCCCCCAAAUCUCCCAAAAUUCACCCUCUUCAAAGCAGAUCCUUGAAUCUACAGGAAGACGGCUGCGUGGUGGACAUGCAUCAGUUUAAUUCGGGGUCACAGUCCGUGCUGGCCUAUGCCACUGUGAACGGCUCAUUGGUGGGAUGGGAUCUGAGAUGCUCCUCCAACGCCUGGACAUUGAAACAUGAUCUGAGAUUAGGUCUUAUAACCUCGUUUGCAGUAGAUAUCCAUCAGUGCUGGCUGUGUAUUGGUACUAGCAGUGGAACUAUGGCGUGCUGGGACAUGAGGUUCCAGUUACCAAUAUCCAGCCACACUCAUCCGGCUCGUGCGCGCAUCAGGCGCCUUCUGAUGCACCCACUCAGCAUGUAUCAGUCGUGGGUCAUAGCAGCUGUUGAAGGCAAUAAUGAAGUCUCCAUGUGGGAUAUGGAAACUGGAGAUCGUAGAUUUACAUUGUGGGCCAGUAACGCUCCCCCACUUUCUGAAAGACAGGCGUCUCCUCACAGUGUUCAUGGGAUUUACUGUAGUCCAGCAGAUGGAAACCCCAUAUUAUUGACUGCAGGGUCUGAUAUGAAAAUCAGAUUUUGGAAUUUGGCUUGUCCGAAGAGAUCUUACAUUAUUGCAGGGAGCACCAAUAAUCUACCUCCUGUAUCGUACUUCAGCAAAAUAAUCGAGGGCACCGAGGUUGUCCAAGAAAUUCAAAGCAAGCAUCCAGUUGGUCCUAGUGAAGAUACACCCCGAAAAGGGCCAGAGUCGUUGCCAGCUGGACACCAUGACAUAAUCACAGACAUGGCCACUUUCCAAACCACACAAGGAUUCAUAGUAACUGCUUCUAGGGAUGGCAUUGUAAAAGUGUGGAAGUAAAGAUUGCUAGAAGACUACAACAUUCUCAGAAGGCCCCUGAUAGCCCACCCUUGGCAGCAGGAGGAUCCCACCGUGCACUGCACUCCGUUUCAGGUCCCACCAGAAUGGUGGCCGCUGACUUGUGCUGCUGGGGUGGUAUAAGGAUUUCGGCACCAUACAACAACUUGGCUCUCAAAAGAAGAUUUUCUACGUAUCUUUUUACAUGAAAUGUCCUGCCUAUAGUAUUAUUACAGAAUAUUGCAAGUUUAAACAAUUUAAAAAUGUUCUCUAUUUUGUACAAUGUACAUAUGAAACGAAUACGUGCAAUCCGGUUUUGUAGGAACACAUUCACUAAACUGUGCUGUGAUAUUUAAAUCUGAAAGCAUCUUGAAAGUUUAUUUACAAGACCGUAGAAGUGAAGGAAAAAGGCAUGGGUUUUGCACUUAUGUUCUCACAUACUACUAAUAAAGAACUACCUAUAUGCCAAAA